Cyprinus carpio (common carp) is the source of this 2485-nucleotide messenger RNA. Its product is annotated as potassium voltage-gated channel subfamily F member 1-like. NCBI's taxonomy places the organism in Eukaryota, Metazoa, Chordata, Actinopteri, Cypriniformes, Cyprinidae. The record is from RefSeq and is a predicted model, not a curated record. The transcript has 2 exons. Gene Ontology annotation, cellular component: voltage-gated potassium channel complex; membrane. Gene Ontology annotation, biological process: protein homooligomerization; potassium ion transmembrane transport. Gene Ontology annotation, molecular function: voltage-gated potassium channel activity; protein binding. The coding region runs from base 153 to 1625 and encodes 490 amino acids.
ACUACACACCUUAGUUCUGCUCCUGUCACCCGUCUUUACUCAUGUUGCGCUCUGGGAUUUCUUCUGCUCUACACGCGGGCAUCAUGCAGCUGAAGUCAGAAGCUUUUAAAGACUUUCUUCACAGGUUUUGAUCCAAACAUAUCAUAUUUAACAUGUGGGAGUUCCCGAGGACUCGUUACGCGGACAGUAACGGCUCAGAGGCGAGUGAGGAGACGGAGAUUUCUGUGAAUAUCGGUGGUGUCAAGCACAUUCUCUACGGGGACGUGCUGAACCGAUAUCCCGAGACGCGUUUGGCGGAGCUGGUGAACCGAGCCACGGAUUCCACACAUGAAGAUCUCUGUGCGCUCUGUGAUGACUACGACGACUUAAAGCGAGAAUUUUACUUCGACAGAGACCCAGAGGCCUUCAAAUGCAUCCUAGAGCUGUAUUACUACGGAGAGAUUCAUAUGAAGCGAGGAAUCUGUCCCAUGCGCUUCAUGAAAGAGAUGGACUAUUGGGGGGUAGACGCGGAGUAUCUGGAUGAAUGCUGUAUAAGUAGUUUAAAUGAGGUGCAAACCGAGCUGGCAGAAAUAGCAGAGAAGGUCAAGACCAUCCUGGAUGACCUGGAGGACGAUGUGAGGGUCACUAGAGGUCAGAAGUGUCAAGCGUUCCUGUGGAAACUCAUGGAGAAACCAGAGUCCUCUUUAGCCUCGCGCGUAAUCGCAGUGGUGUCGUUCGCGUUCAUCCUGCUCUCCUCUGUGGUCAUGUGCGUGGGAACCAUCCCGGAGCUGCAAGUGCAAGAUGCCCAGGGUAACCUUGUGGAACACCCGGCCCUUGAGUCCAUCGAGACGGCUUGCAUCAUCUGGUUCACCCUGGAAUACAUUUUGCGUUUCCUGUCCUCUUCGAACCAGUUGCGCUUUGUGUUUUCCUUCAUGAAUAUAAUAGACUUUCUAGCCAUCAUGCCGUUCUACGUGGUGUUGAUUCUUACGCAUUUGGGCACUGCUAUCAUGGAGCUCGCCAACGUCCAGCAGGCAGUGCAGGCGUUGCGGAUCAUGCGCAUUGCGCGCAUUUUCAAACUCGCGCGCCACUCAGCAGGUCUGCAAACUCUUACAUUCGCACUCAAAAGCAGCUUGAAAGAGCUGGGUCUGCUGCUCAUGUACAUGAGCGUGGGGAUUUUCCUGUUUUCCGCGCUGGGGUACACACUGGAGCAGAGCCACCCGGAGACCAUGUUCACCAGCAUCCCACAGUCCUUCUGGUGGGCUGUCAUUACUAUGACCACUGUGGGUUAUGGAGACAUCUAUCCUAAAACAACGCUUGGCAGGUGUAACGCGGCUGUCAGUUUUCUAUGUGGCGUAAUAGCUAUAGCGUUGCCAAUCCACCCGAUUAUUAACAACUUCGUCAUUGUUUACAGUAAGCAACGUGUGCUAGAAACCGCUGCCAAGCAUGAGAUCGAACUCAUGGCGUUACGCGCUAAGGAGGAAGCGCAGGGGUGUAUGGAGGCUGGAAGAACAGCUUCGGCUGGCAGCAGCUCGGUGUGGGAUAGCGCUGCUGUGAGCGCGUCCCAGAGUGACACAUAUAUCCCGUUACUUGGUGAUCCAACAAAUGUGUCCAAAAGCCAACCUGCCCACAAAUGCCAGAACAACUAGAGAGUGAUUUGCGCUUGUCCUCUGUCAAUACUUCAGAAUAACUAAUUCGCAAAUAAUCAAUAUGAACAGUACACUGUGAUUAGAGUAUGGAAAACGGCUAAACUCGUUCAAUAUUCCUUAAACUCUAUCUGUCUAUCUAUCUAUCUAUCUAUCUAUCUAUCUAUCUAUCUAUAUUUAUUAAUAUCUAUCUGUCUAUCUAUCUAUCUAUCUAUCUAUCUAUCUAUCUGUUUAGAUAUGUAGUUGAUGUAACUCUAACCCUCUGCUCAACAAUAACUCGUUUCAUGUCAGUAAUCAAAUCUUCAAGCUUUUAACAUAAAAUGGCUUUUUAUCAGGUUUAGUCCCCUUUUAUUAAUAUGCCUACAUAGUAGCUAUGCUGUAGGUAAGUGUAUACACUCCCAAGACUCUUUUCAGAAAAUGACUCAAAAAAUGGGUUACUAAGAGUCAAUGCAACUAUCAAAACAAAGCUUUAUCAAUAAACAUUAAAGUAAAACAAUAGAGAAGUCAAUUAAAGGGGAUGAUCAUAUAUGUUAGUAAAAUGUAUUCAAAAAUCAUUAAGUGUAUUGAAAUCAAUCAUUUAAAUCUUACACACAUCAAAGGCUUCAAGACUCCUUGUCUCUGAAGACAUCUUACAGUAAUGAGAAUAUCUGACUGGUCUCUUAACUGAACAAGCCUGAAGGAAGAAAAAUGACUUGAAUUUAGAGCACUCUGAAUCACAACCUAAUUUGUAUACAUUUUUGUAACAUUUUUUCAAUGAUCUUUUAAAAUAAAAUGACUGUGUGUCUGUAUUACUUUUCUUUCAACAUUAAACAGUUCUCCUCUUUCAUUUAUGUAGCCAUUUUGCAUUAAACGACAGCAAAUGA